AUGUCGGCAUCAUCCGCUCAUUCCCGUGGUGUGAACCGACGGGUCAACAGCCUUCAAAAUGAGGCCCGGCACUCACGCAGCCUUUCCGCCUCUCGAAGGCGUCUCGUCACUCCGAACGAUGCCUACAAUUAUGCGCUUCGUGUAGCUUACCUGUCCUACCUGCUCCAGCCUCGAGCCCGCCGCACACAGCCUACACCGGCACCACAGGGUCAUGUCCGUCGAUCAUCAACGUCUUUUCACGACCUGAUGAGCGAUUUCCGCUUGAUCAGGGACUCCAAAAGCACACGAUUUCCCAAUGGGUUCAUCGCCGAGCUGGAGAAGAGACUGACGGGUAUUCUGAUGGGGAAAGAGAAGAGAAAAGAAUACCAGGAUCACUUGGUCAUUAGGACGUUUGCGGCCUUCCUUAAUUCUUUGAAGGAGCAGUCAUUUAAGAAGCGAAUGGAAAAGGAUCGGCGGGUGGAAGACCUAGUCUUGAUUUUCUUCUCGAACGCCACCAAAGAGCUAUCGAAAGGCAAAGAUCCCAGUGACGAUAGCUGGAGUCUGAUGGUAGAUAGACAUGUCGCGCUCUUCGUUCGCCUGAUUACGCUCAUUCUAAAAGAUAAUGACUGGGCGAAAGAGAGGCCUGAGUUGAUGAGUCGGCUGGCGGUCUUGGAAAGCAAGUUGCUCGUUCACGAUCAAGACCUCGCAGAAACGAACGGAUUGUCAAAAGCGACGGUCGAGACAGUUGUCCCAUUGAGUUAUGAUGUCAAGGACAUGCCACUCGUACAAGUUGUGGCCCGAAUAUUCGGAAUAAGCACAGCUCAAGCACAAGCUGAUAUCAACAAGAACAAGGCCAUCUGGACAGAAAAGGCGGCUCUUCAAGACCUGAAAGCCUACCAGGCACACUUGAACCUGAAAACUGGGAAGACCUUGUCCAGUGACGAUUUCGAAGAUGAAGAAGCGUAUGAAUCCUGGAAACGUGGCGAGGGGCCUGAUCUUUCACAGAUGAUGCUCGCUAUUGUACAAGCCAACCCUGAACUUGCAAAAAGCACGCCAGGGGAUGCGCUGCCACAAUUCAAUUCUGCCGCCGACGCUAACUUUGCCGAUCUAUCGCGUCAAUCUUCUGAAAGAUCCAACCGCACGUCGUACGUCAUCGAUCAACCGGUGGACCUAAGCGCUUUGUCUCUGAAUGAUGGUGUCGACAUGUCAGAGAGUGUCUACACGUUUAUUCCCCCGGAUCCUAGAUCCUUCUAUCGAGCCAUACUUUCUCAUGCCCUCACUUAUGAUCUCAAGGAUCAAAAGCUGGAAGCUACGGAAGCAACCUCUGAAGCUCCAUCCAUGAAACUACUCUCGAAACAGUCGACGGAGCUUCUCAAUGAGAUUGCUCUCCGUUGGCGUAUUCCGGCGUCUUCUCGUGCGGUUCUGUUUUUGGAUGUCAUCCGCGAGAAAUUUGUAGAUCAAGAAAUUGAUCUGAACACUCUCGAUGCAGCAUUCACAUUUAUCAAAGACGCGCCAAUGAACGAAGGCAAGAAGCGCAGCAGCUUUAUACCCUCUGUUAUGUUCGAUAGGAAACGAUGGACAAUCCAUGAUAUAAUGCUGAUGCAGCAGUUGCUAUCUGCGCUUCAUGAUGCUCUCCUACGAGAGCUGUAUGAUGUUAUGAUGCACUGUUACGACUCGAAGCCUCAUCCAAUUGGCCCAGUCAUGUAUAUUUUGGACCAUCAUAUACGACAGGAUCCCCACUAUACAGAAAACGCUGAAGAUUACGAUCGCUUUCGGACCUAUGUCAAUGAGGGACUUGUAGAAAGAGCAAAAGAGUCGUAUCAACAGUUACUCGACAAGGAAGUGCCGGCUGAGCAGGAAGCCUGGGAACCAUUCCACGUUAUCCAACUCGGCGAGGGGAUCAUGAAGCUGUCGCAAAAGAUCCAGAAACGCUACAGAAAUAAUCCCGAAAUAAUGGGCUGCGUGCUUCCCAUGUAUGCUGAGGAUGCCCACGAUAUGGUUGUCAAAAUCCUUCGGCAGGCGCAAGAAAGGGGAACCGAAAUUCCGAUAGAGGAUGGUUUUGAUCUUUACCGAGGACUUACGGCAAUCAGGCGUCUCUAUGCAGAUGCCCUUCCUGGGUAUGAUAUGGAUUGGACCUUUCUGACUAGAGCGUGGCUAACAUCCCAUCGCAGACAACCCUUUCCAUUCCGCAUAGAGGAUUUACUUGCGGACUUUGUUUGGCGGUGGAUCCGGCUCACGGACGAUAAAGUCUUGGAAUGGGUUGAACAAGCUGUGCGACAAGAUUCAUUUACCGUACGGAGUGAAAAUCCGAACGACCCCCCGGCUGAUGAGUUACGGCAUAGUGUGUCCGUUAUUGAUAUUUUCCGUUCAUUCAAUCAAGUUGUUGAACAAUUGGUGCAGCUGGAGUGGGACGAUGAUUUGCAAUACGCUAAAUUCAUGACUGCUCUCUCCAAGUCCAUAGGCAGAGGUGUGGCAAGGUAUUGUGAAUUGCUUGAGCAAUCUUUUGCCAAAGAGAUGGACCGGCUCUCGCCUGAUCAAGAAGCGGCAUUGUAUCAGACGAGACAAGAGAAAUUUAUGCAAAUGGCUAGAGAUGCCUGGAACAGCAAGGAAAAGAUCGAGCCGUUCCAAUUCCUUCCAGAGUCACUUGUGAAAUUAAAUGACAUUGAACACGCCCUUUCUGAACUCGACAAGCUCGAACGUGAAAUAAAUGUGGAUGGUUGUGCGGACGUGAUUGCAAAACACAGCCCUCCGGCAACCCAGAAGGCACGGAAAACCACGACUUACGUGUUCACGAUCAAGAUUGUCGAGGGGGAGGAUCUGAAAGCGUGCGAUAUGAAUGGCAGCAGCGAUCCAUAUGUCGUGUUGACAGACGAGUACCAGAAACGCAUAUCGAAGACUCAUGUCGUAUACAACAAUCUGAAUCCUCGGUGGGAUGACAGUGUCGAUAUCACAACCAAGGGUCCUCUUAAUAUCAUCGCCACGGUCUGGGAUUGGGAUGCUUUAGGUGAUCAUGACUAUGUAGGCCGAACGUCACUCAAGUUGGACCCAGCCCAUUUUGGAGACUUUCUGCCGAGGGAAUUUUGGCUGGAUCUGGAUACGCAAGGGAGAAUCCUUCUGCGUGUGAGCAUGGAAGGCGAACGAGAUGACAUACAAUUUUAUUUCGGUAAAGCUUUUCGGACCCUGAAGCGAACUGAGAAGGAGAUGACUCGCAAGAUUACGGAAAAGUUAUCUGCAUAUAUCAGCCAUUGCCUUUCUCGUCGUGCUCUGAAGGCCUUGCUGUCCCGGGGAAUUAGCAUUUCUAGCGUUUCAAGCUUCCUGAAUCGAAACCGGGCUCAAUCCACAACCGUCGCGCCCACCCAGGCAGAAAUCGAGAACGCCCUGAGUCCACUCUUCACAUAUUUCAAUGACAAUUUCGCAAUCAUGAACAAGACUCUUACGUCUGAAGCAAUGAAGAUGGUUAUGGCGCGGUUGUGGAAAGAAGUGUUAGUUACUAUCGAAAGCUUGCUUGUUCCUCCUCUGUCGGACAAGCCAUCACAUCAGAAGCCUCUCACUAUGCAAGAAGUCGACAUUGUCUCACGCUGGCUCGUCCUCCUUCUAAAUUUUUUCCAUGCUGUUGAUGAAGAGACGGGCGAGGCAAAUGGAGUUCCGUUGGACAUCUUGAAGUCGCCAAAGUAUCAUGAUAUUCAGUCUCUUAACUUUUUCUAUUUCGAACCUACAGAGAAUCUCAUUCGGACCUCUGAGCGCAUGGCCUCUGCCACGGUCAUGAGGCAGCAAGCAAACAAAAACAGACAAUCGGCUCCACCAGGGCAGGGCCCUUUUGGCGGUUCAGGAAUUAUGGGUGUUCCUACACGGCGUGCCAAAAGCAUUAUGCUUUCGCGCAAUCUGGGCACAAUGAAGAAGGCCAAGGAGGAAAAGUGGCGUGAAGCGCAAGCAGAGCCCAAUGAUGACAUGAUCCUUCGCAUCCUCAGAAUGCGGCCAGAGGCUGCCAGCUAUCUUCGUGACCGCAGUCGACAGAAAGAAAGACUGGCUGCAGCUGCGGCCGCAGAUGCCAUAGUGAAACAGAGUCUCAUGGCAAGUGGGGGAGGGAGGAUGACAGCUACGCUCGGGAGAAGAUGA
Messenger RNA from Rasamsonia emersonii CBS 393.64, 4095 nucleotides. RefSeq lists its product as uncharacterized. The record is from RefSeq and is a predicted model, not a curated record. The transcript is spliced from 4 exons. Bases 1 to 4095 code for a protein of 1364 amino acids. NCBI's taxonomy places the organism in Eukaryota, Fungi, Ascomycota, Eurotiomycetes, Eurotiales, Trichocomaceae.